AUGUUUUGCCACCGCAGAUUGAAGGAUAAGAGAAUCGUAAAUGGUGAGUUAAACCCACCUGGUAGACAGGAUCUUUCAAGUGGUGUUAUACAAGAUCGUGGUAGUGGACUAAGGCAGGAUUCGUGCAGUAGCACCAAACAAGGUGAUUAUAGGCUUUCUGAUGUGAGGGAGGUUGAGAGUCGGAGAUUUGGUCAUAACGAUCUUCCUGCUGCUGAGAUAAAAUAUGAGCGAAGGAUGCUUGAUGAUGGAACUGAGAUGGAUGAUACAUCUUCAGAAAGUAAUUCAGCUUUGCCAGGGAGCUUUUACCCUCAUAAUAGGAGUCCUUUGAAUGUCGAAACAACUGAAUACGGCGCACCAAAUGGAUUAAUUGCUCCAAACAAGAGGCGUGUGGGGCCCUCAGGAUACUUGAAAUUAAGGUCAACAGAAAAUGCUGCUGUAACUGCAGUCAAGAGACAAUUAGGAAGCAUUAUCGGGAGGAUGUUUGAUCCACUUCCUCCAGGUGCUUUUGAAUCACCAAGCAAGAUUGCUAAUACUGAUGCUUAUGGACUUGCAGAACCCAUUGCCUUCUUGCUCUUUGACAUUGGGUCAUUAAUAAGCGACCUGGCCUUAACGGCAAUACGAAAUCAGGACAAGUAUGUUGCUCCUACAGACUACAGAUCCUUGCAUAAGUCUGACCCCGACAGUUUUGCUUACCGCCAACCUAAACAAAAAUCACCUUUCCCUAAUAACGGUCGUGCUUUCCCAGUCCAGAAGUCUUCUUUUUGUGCGGAUUCUUACCCUGCUAGAGAAAAUCCAGAUUAUGAUGGUAGUGUGAACCACAUAUCCAGCGCAAGCAUGAAACCCCAGAAGAAGCGAAUCGAUUCCAGAUCUGCUGCUGUACCAGUUAGGCACAAGGACCCCAUGGUUAAAGAGGAUAGAGUACCACCUAGCAGGAUGAAGAAGGAUGAAGAACUUUAUGCAGACAGAAGGUCGAUAGGUGAACCCCAUGAUUCAAUCAAAUUGAAGAUGCGUCCGACAAAUGAGCUUAGAGCUGGCAAGAUGGAAGAGAGGAUUUUUGGCAGGAAGAUUUUAGCAUCAGAUCUCAAGAGCCGCCACAGUGUCAAGACAGAUAAAGGAUCAACAGAAUUGCCAUCGAGUUUUAGUGAGGACGAAACUGCAGAAACAAGCUCCUCCAUGGACUGA
Beta vulgaris subsp. vulgaris (sugar beet) is the source of this 1182-nucleotide messenger RNA. RefSeq lists its product as uncharacterized. The record is from RefSeq and is a predicted model, not a curated record. The transcript has 8 exons. Lineage: Eukaryota; Viridiplantae; Streptophyta; Magnoliopsida; Caryophyllales; Amaranthaceae. Bases 1 to 1182 code for a protein of 393 amino acids.